AUGUCGGCCCCCCCACCACCACCACCGCCACCGCCUCCUGGUCCCCCUCCAGCCCCAAUGCCCCCUCCAGUUUCUGGGGGAGGGGGAGGUGGGCCUGCUUUCCUCGCAGACAUCCGCAAGGGUGUUGGUCUCAAGAAGGUCCCUGAAUCGAUGAAAAACGAUCGCAGUGCUCCCGUAAAAGGUGAAUUUAUGAAACUAGUGUACGUCUAUAUGGCCAACGAAGACCGUUUAACGCCGACGUCUGUCGUCUUAAUUGAGUGUUCUGUCAUUAACCUAGAACAUAUCUCUGACUAAUGAUCUUCAAAUCAGUGUAGGUUGUUACAUUAUUGAGGGCAAGUUUACGGAUAUCGAGAAAUGAGGUUUUUGAUGGAUACUGAAGUCAUUAGAAUUUCAAGGUUGUAUUGGUGCUAGUUAAAUCUCAGAUAUCAAACUACGCCUAUAACAAAACGACGACUUUUCACUCAUAUCUUCCAGGUAGGCAAUAAGUAGGAAACAACACUACAAGACUAUAAAGAAGUUCAGUUUGUACCAGAUCCAUUCAUGUCCAAAGUAAUUAUUGUCGACAGCAUUGCCGCGAUUGUGAAUCAAUUCAAGGAGGUGCAAUCUGUUCUCGACUGCCUAGGGGCCAAAGUUCGUGGUUUAUGCGUGGUUUGACUCAAAAAAGCCAUUAUUGCCCGCAGCCGAUUCACAGAAAUGGGAGUGUGCCAUCUACCUCAUGCAUCGAAGAUCGAAGCAGUUGACUUUCUUUUCUCUCAAUUGUUUUUUGCUAAUACGAAGACAAUGUUGGGGAGAAGAUUCCGCUUCUCUUUUGUUAUAUUUGGGAGGAGCUAUACAAAAAGGCGCUGCAAGCAACAUGCGAAAACCAUACUCAGCCGUCUGUUGAGGUUAUUUUCGACGAAAGGAGAGGUCCGGCCAACAGCAGUAGUUGUGAAUCUUAACCUAUACCAGAUGUUACUUUUCAGACGCUCGAAGUACUUAUAAGCAGUACCUUCAACGCAUUCGACUACUGAAACUGCCGAGUCACGCCUAAAUAUGGAACUUCGCAGCCAUUCGGGAUUUGUUUACUGUUAGUAUUACAUGGAAACACACGCCACAGAUGAUUUGGGUGCAGAUUUUGUCAGCCGGAGGAAAGCACGUCUGAGGUAUCGAUCCUUAACCCCUCGGUAUAUGCCGCAUAUAUAACCAGUUCAAAAAUCGUCCAAUACAACCAUGCUAGAUUUUGAGACAUUGCAGGACGCUAUAAAGUCAACUUGAUAAACAGCACUGAGGGUGCAAGCAUUUACAGCAGCGCAUGAGUCUGUGCUUAGCCUAGCUAAUGCCUCCUGUCCGGUUAACUCAGUUCUAAUGAAACCCAGGACACACAUAUAAGCUACAAGUACAUGCAAAAGAUCGACUACUUCAGAUAGCUGAAACAAGAGCCUUUCUGACUUGACAGUUUGGGUUUCUAUUCAAAUGCACAAGCUGAAAGAUGUGGACAACAAGAAAAUCGACAUUUGAAAGAGUUACUUGAUAUACUGUCUCAUGCCAUUUGAGUCCCUGAUUGUUGAACAUUCACAAAAACUAUCCGUAACAGCCACGGAGACCGCUUCACCGACUCUGUGCGCGGCAUGGCAAUGAAAUUAUACCAAUGUUUGGGCUCCAUGUAUUUCCGUGCCUCCCUCUGGUUCUGUCCCUGCGGCCUGUUUUGACGUGCGAAUUCAAGACGCGAGGCCAAUAACACUCUUGCUCUAGAUGCUAGCAGACUGCCUAAAAGUGAUUGCACACAGAAGGUAAAAAGAACUAUAUUCAGCAAAAUGCGAAACAUGUCCAAACUGUAUGACUGUAUCCACCACAUUCGCGCCGGACCGGACGGAAAGUCUUCCGUCAACCAUGGAAUACCAUUGAACUUUCGAUAGUCAUAGAGAACACUGGUUUCGGGGCAUUUAAAGAUUCAGACGCCACACAACCCCACUACUCGUUUUAACGAAAAUUACAUUGUACGGCUUGAUUGUUAGAGGACAUUAGCACUUACAUAUGACCGUUUGACCAUCGCAUCCGAUGAUGUCUAUCGUUUGCUCCACAACAAAGUGAAGCAGGCAUGGUGAAAUGCGCGGGAUAGUAGACUUGCACAGCACCUACCGCACUCUCUCCUCCCCCACCUGGACCCGGUGUCAAGACGGAGUCAAGAUGACCGAAGGCGAGGGAGGGCGCAGGUGAAUGGCACGGUCGAGCCCGCACUUUGGCGUUUCACUCCACACCCCCUGGUCCACACAGCAAAUGACCAGGAUUUUGAACAACAACAAAAGGGGCUGGCGCGGUCGAGGCCCCACCUAGGCGUGUCGUCACGCCUGGCUCGGAUCCCACGGAGUGGGAGUACCAUAAAAUUCAUAUUAAGAAGGCGCCCUUUCAGCCUGAGCUUCAGAUCAUCAGUCGGCCGCUCCAAACAAACGCACAACACUGGGCCUACUGCGAGGUCAAAAUUAUCCCGUCCUUUGGCAACCUUCCAAGGCACGACUUUUAGCGCAUCGAGCACUUGCAUAUAAUUCUCACUUGUCUGCACAGAACACAUCCCUUGGAUCGUAUCCGUCCAAGUCAGCAGUAGCAUUGUGUCCUCACUACGAACACUUCCAAACAGAACUGAACAAUACCAUCUUCUGGCUAAAUGGAAAGGGUUUAACUGACUGUCUUCAUGAUCCAGUAAUUAAGUAGAAAGUAAGGUUCAAGUCCUGAGUAACAAUGCGAUUUACAGUGGACCGGGCUCGCCAGAUCUGCAUCAUACAGAGGCGGGACCACAGCCGUGUCACACAAGCACAUUUUGACAAAAUUGUCUCCCGCCGUGCGGCUGAUGUCAGCAUACCUCCGUCGGUCUCGUCGAUCGCCGGGUCGUCCUUGCUGAUGUUAGCAGCCGACGCACUGACUUCCUCGCAUGUCCACCAGAACUGUCUGACCGAACUUUAAACACUAACUCCCUGCGACAGAGUUUAAACACGGGUUCUGUCACGAAAGUUCACUGCCUAUAAUUUUCUACCCUCUACAGAACUGUUUGUCCCUCCUAGUGUGAAUUCUGUCUAUCUAUUUUCAGCCGACUCGCCUAGAGGAAGUGUCAGCGGAGGGGGUGGCGCAAGCAGGGGUCCCCCUGUCGGUGGCGGCGGCGGCGGCGGCGGUAUGCCCUCACAAGCGGACAUUAAGUCAAAGCUUAAUGCAAUGUUUGGUGGUGCUGCCGUUCCCCAAGCUGUACGUUGCGUAUUUUUGACCUUGCUUGCUUCCCUGGGGUCCUUUGGGUGGGUUUUAUUACUCCACUCAUCAAAAGUCGUCUGCUUGUAAGCCAAGACCCUGAGACGGUCUAUUCUGGUCUAUUCCUUCUCAUCAUCAGCCAUCCGCCAUCAAGUCUCUAGGUGCAGAAGCUAUGCGAUACUAGGGGAAGGUUCACAAAACCACACUGUCGUUUACUUACGUCACCCAACGAUUGCACUUACGUGUUUGGCUUUCUUGCAUGACUGAAUACAUGUGAUUUUGUUUUUACUGGAGUGGGGAGAAGAGUCCUGAGAAGACCGAACAAGUGUACUCCUGCGAUCCGACCCCACUGCACGUUAUGCUUGCGUCAGUUUAUCUGUUUCCAGCCAGUUAUCCCUAAAUUAUUUUAACUCUGUUAGCGGGCGCUCACCGAUCGUUCAUACGGAACUCACUCGUUCCGUUGUGCCUUAAGGGCUCUCUCUCUCAAGCCCAACCAGCAGCCGCAGAGCGGCGCAUGAUAUAUAGGCUCGGGUGUUCCACACUUCGGGCUUGGGUAUGGCUGGCUGACGACGGCUAAUAAGCCAGAAAUGGCCAUUCCAGUCUCCCUUGUCUUUGUCGGUAAUCAUUCUUUGAUAUUUUGGCAGAUUUUGAAUAAUUCAUAUUGACCCAACUGUGAAAAACUCGACGCCUCGGUGGGAUUCGAACCCACGCAGUAAGGGGGAAGGCUUUAGUACAGCCAACGCUCUAACCACCUGAGCUACGAGGCCCCGCCGGACGACGCGAGUUUUAUCACACUUGGGUCAAGUUACCCGCCCAACCUACUGCAACGUCUGGAAUCCACCAAAUCUGAUACAGUAAGUUGACUGGCCAAGCAGGAUUUCCUAAGUAAUUCACCUAGAAUCCACCAGAUGACAGAUGCUUGGCAGUUAAACUAGCGUGUGUUCCCUUAACACUACGAUCCUGUUGAGGUGAAAGACUAGAAAGCACCAUUCCCCAUAGAAUUUCCAGCAGUUGUAGCAAACAAGGUGUGUUAGCGGCCUGCUAAUGACGUGCGCCAGGCAGUCCGAGUCGUCUUGAUCCACGCCUCAAGGGUCCGGCAAAAACACUUAGCUGAGUUAAAAUCGGUUUUUGGGUCUUCAUGCUCUGCCGUCUUCAUCGUCAUCAUAGAAUGCAGUUUUCAUACAACAAGAAGCUGCAAUAAUUCCUUUGAUCAAAUUGUGAAAAACUCAACGGCCUCAGUGGGAUUCGGGCCAACAACAACAUGGCCACUGUUUGUGCGCAUCCAACGCUCCAACCACCUGAGCUGUGAGACUCUAACCGGCCACUGUGAGUUUAAUCGCAUCUGAGUCUAGAUGACUGUACUCAAGCCUUACGCUUUCUGCUAUAGGUUCGAAUCCAACUAAGGCUGCCGAGUUUUUCACAAUUGGACCAGAUGAAUUAUUCAAAUCUGCCAAGACACCUUUUGCUUAAGUGAAUCCGGUGGAUUCUAGACUGAUCGCCUAGGAAAUCCCGCCUGGGCAGUCAGCCUACUGUAUCAAGAUUGGUGGAUUGUAUACGUUUCAGUGAGCUGGACGUGUGAUUUAAGUCACGCCCUCCCUCGUCAGGGCAUCCUAGCUCAGGGGGUUUAAAGCCCCGGCCUUGCUGUAGUGGGUCCGAAUAGCGCCAACGCUGACGGGUUUUUCAGAAUCGAGUCGAAUGAAAUAGCAGAUUGUGACCUAGGACCUAAACUUAGCAUCUCUAGAGUCUUAACUACACAAUGCUUUUAGUUUGUUGUCCGGGCGUCACAGUCACCUCGCUGUGGGUUCACAUGACUUGUGUGAUUAUCAGAUGCUGUUCUGAUCGAAGAACGCGCGCGCACAUAUUGUUGCUAGUUCCUAAAAAUGGCAACCCCCUUUCGACUUUUGGCCUCAAUGAUGAGUCACUUCGCGGUCCGAGUAACGAUUGCAGUGCCGGCGCCAGCGUUCACGCAUUUUCAAAGGCAGGUGCACACACCUACGAAACAACUGGCUUGCUACUUGUGUCGCCAUUGUGGCGGUGGUAGUCCUCAACCACUGUAGUGCGUCUCCGUUGCCUAAGCCUGCUUUUAUCUAGUUUAGACUAACCAACACGCCAACCCGCUUUGCCCUCGCAGCGUAAUCUGGAGGACUACCCUUUCGAAAGGCAGGCAUGUGUCAUCCUGACUGUUGGCAGGGCUUCUGAACGUUUUUAGAAUAACGUGUCUUCGCUUCUCUCCGCGUAGUCACAUCAUGCAAGCAGUACGUCUGUACUGUGGGCCUCAAGGAUUGUAAGCGUCUGCUAUGCCAGGAUCAUUAAACCAUGGCACUCGCAGCCUGGUAUGCGCUGACACUUCUAUGGCACCUGGGGCCCUGCCGGUAGAUGUGCUUGCGCCCCCGCCGGGUAUACAGACCGUGAGAAUGGCUGCCGCGUUAUCCUCGCGGUCAUUCUUACCCUUUAUGGUGCUGUUGUUGUUGGUUCAAAUCCCCGUCAUUUGUCGUGUGAACCAGGGGCUGUGGAGUGGAGCGCCAAGGUGCGGGCUCGGCCGCACCAUCCACCUGCGUCCGUUCCACCUCCGGUCUUCUUGACUAUGUCUCGACACCGGGUCCGGGGGGAGGGGGGGGGACGGAGGAGAGAGUGCGGUAGAUGCAGCCAAGUUUACUUUUACUAUAACCUAAUUCACGCGCAAGUCAACGUGCCUGCUUCACCCUGCCGUGGAGCUCACGGUAGACAUCAUCGGACACAAAGAUCGAGCUAUCACGUCUGUGCUGUUUGUGGUCGAAAUUUGGCGUCUGGUGAACAGUUAUCUGGCGCGUGAGGAUGGAAUUUUGAACACCUUAGGGAGUCCAAAUAAAAACGCUUUGCACUGUCUCCUCUCGUCCAUUUUGUUUGGCGGACUAACUGUACUAAAUAUUCAAACCUUAUCCCGGGUACCCUGCGAGAAGAAGUCGCCGGGCAAGGGUUUUCAGCGGCAGCGGUUACUAAAGCCCUGACCUGGUGCCAACCUUGUUGUCCAACGCGACUCUGUAUCACUGGUUCGUAAGGCAAAUUGUCAUGACAUCAUGUCGAAUUUGGUGGAUAUUCAUCGUAACUGUCUUGCUGUACUUUAACCCGGACUCACCUUUAGUUGACUACGGACUCCUUAGCGAAGUGAACCGUUUGUUAUGUCAGCCACACAGACGGAAGCCCCUGAGGUUCUGAAAUUCACCCCGGGCUGUGUCGCCUUCCAUUGCUUUUUCACUGACGCACUCAAUUUUAGCAUAUGCCGAAAAGUUUGCAAGCUGACAGGAAACGAUGAGCAGACCGCAGAGACCUCCGAAUGUGACCUUUAUGACAUCUCUCACGUGACGGCGGUUUUGAGUUACGUUAGUCGCUGCACACAACCUCAUCUGCAGUCGGUUUUACCCCGGAGCGUGAGGUCGAUACGCCUCCGAACUGACAUCCACUUUCUCCCUAUGAACAAUCAAACACGCUCUGAAACUACCGCCACGUGCUAGAAGUCGUUGCUCGCAAGGCUGCCAGUUGGCAGGCUAAUUAGGUCCUUCCCUGGAACAGGGGUCCGAAUGUGUGAACUCCUUCCUUACUGGGUCUUUAUGCUGUCUGAAACCUCUGUGAGAUUCCAGCCUGUGUGCGCACGCUUGAGACGGAAGUUUCGUGCAACAAAUUGACCAAAUUGACUUGACUGGAACCGGCAGCUGAUACUUGGGCGUGCGUCCGUCUGUAGACGUCAAUGGUUAGUUCGAAAGAACAUCAGUUAUGCUUUUGCAGACCAUAAAAGACGCAAACUCCUACACCCGGAACGCCACCACCCCCGGGUUUGCGGUUGUUAACGAAUAGGAUUUAGUUAUGAGUUCCAAUAGGGCGCCGUCAGAGGCUCCCCUGUUAUAGGCCAAGAUAAGGUCACUGAUGAGGUGCUUUAAUAAAUCGAGGAGAUAGUUAUUAGUAGAGAACCCGAACGAAACGACACCAUUCGUUCAGAGUCGGCAAAUUAUUCUGUUCGAUGAACCACUCCGUAAAACACCAUUUUCGUGACCAUUACAGAGUUUAUAAAUGUUUACGAUUAUCGAUUCAACUGGCUUUAGCGUUCCAGAACAUCUCCUAAGGACACCUUAUUGACUGUAAAGCGCUCACACGCUUAGGCAGCUGAGAACCUCAUUAAUUAAGAAGAGUUCAGAUUAUAUGUUUGUUCGCUGAUUCAUCCCCUGACACGGUCACGCCAGUUGUAUAUAAGACGGUUGAUGCGCUAUCUCAUGAAACGUUGAGCGAAAUUCUGAAGUGAGUUUUCGAUUCAUAAAGACCAAUUCAAUAGAGUUUUUAAUAUUAAUUGUCGUGCAGCUUAGGGUAUUUCAGUAGCGCCAGAGUGUCCGCUUUUGAAUAAGCUCCUUUUCGACCAUCUACAAAAAUCGCACCCCGUAAAAAGUGACUACUUAAGAAGUAGUGAUUUCUUCUUGGCGGAUCCUUCCUUACAUUAGGAAUGUGUCUGAACUCGUUGAAAGAAACAGGAGGAAACACCAAAUAAAAGUGACGCACAAACCGACGACCACUUUAUGCACUCAGCUUGUACACCCUAAGGACAGGGUUGGCUAUCUUGAUAAGAAAGAUGCCUUCUGUAACGUCCCAUGCGAUGCCUGUGUUGCUGUAUAUUAUGGCCAGACGGGAAAGUCUGCGUCUACGCGCAUACAUAAACAUCAACUGGCAGUUAAAAGGCGUGACCACCUGUCUCAACUGGCCAUGCACACUUUAGACACUGGACACACCUUCGCAUGGGACAAACUCGCAUUGUCGGCGUUUAUCCCGCCAAAAAAGACCGCGAGUUUUUCGAAGCCACACACUCCGAAGAAACGUACAUCAAUCGACACAUUGAGUUAUAUUCCACGUACAACAAUCUCAGGGAAAAGUGGAAGAGAAGAGAUCCAAUCAAUGCCGAAUGACGUACACGACGACCGCUUACUGGCGCAAACGCCAAAUUAAUAUCGAUUCUUAAGCACAUUUGAAAUGCUAAUUGUUGUUUGCUCAUUUGCUCAAGUCUGAAGACGACCUGGGGAAUCAGCGUCGAAAGUUUACUUAAUAAAGUUUUCGACUUUUCCCAAAGAAAGUUUUUGCCUUCAAAUUAUAUUUCUUGGGAUGCCUGCGUUCCAAUUCAUUUAAUUAUAUUUUAUAGAAACUAUGCGUAAAGAUAUUCAUUCUUUCCCUCACUUGAUAGCACGUUGCGUCUUCUUCAAAUUUAAUUCUUGAUGAGAGAGUAUCUUUUAAUUUUUGACAAGUUUCGAUUGUCAGACUGAAGACUGUGAAAUGUUCAUUACUACGGCUAUGCCUCAGCACAUUUACUAGUGCUACUUAUAAAACAUACAACCAGGUCCACAUCCGUUGCACAAUUUUAUGAGUCCUAUACGCUGUCUUAAUAGUAGUGUAGAUAAAUAAGUGGUAUUUUUUGACAGAACGCACACAGCAUGUGGACUGUAAACCUUGAAAGCAAGUGCAACGACAGGUGGGACAAAAAAUUAUCCAAGAAUUAAUAAAGUUUUUUAGGCAACUAUAAAGUGUAGGACCCUCAAGUAGAUGGCAACUUCAAAAAUAUACCCUAAAAUUCAGUGUGACUGUCGAUGUCACUUAUUAUUCACCGCUCCUAUUGUGUAAAAUUUGCCUCCCUUCCUGACUAAAUUGCAUUGUGUUUGUUUUUUAAUUAUCGCGCCCACUUUCCUUGCAAAAUGACAGUGUACAAUGAGACUUUCGGCAGAAAUUCAUCGAUUUCCAGUGUCCUCUUGCUCUCCGUCCUAUGUGUUGCCCCGCCUGUAAAACCUUCUUUACCACCAUUCAACCUAUGACAUGGCCCACAGUCUAGCUCAAGUCAGUUUGGUGGUCCUACACCCUGUCGUUGCCGUUUUUGGAACCAAAAUAUGCUCUCUUUUUUCAAAUAUAAAAUUCGGAAAAUAUGCAAUGCGCUAUUAAAUGAGUUCACGAAUGAAUAUUUUUAUGCGCGUUUCGAGGAAAUAUUAUUGAAUUUCCGAGGGCAUUUCAAAUCAAUGUGAAAAAACUAUAUCACUUUAGUAGUAACGUUCUACAGAGUGCGGUUUUUGUAGGCUACCGAAAAGAAGCUCAUUCAAAAGCCGGCAGCCUGACGUGACUGAAAUAUCUUAAGAUUCUGCUGCAUGACAAUAUUACAACCCUACUUUGGUAACCUUUUGGAAUCGAAGUCAUAUUCUGGAAUUUCGGUUAACAUUUCGUUAAGUAGCACAUCCACUGUACUUAUCUCCAAACCAUGAGUUCUGAAGUUGUCUAGAGGUUCAAAUCAGCUCAAUAACACUGCAUGUGUUCCCUCCGGUGGACGAUAACAGUUGCCCAGAAACCCGGUUGAAUAAUGACUCACCGGAUUCGAGUUGAAAGAGGCGGCUUGCUUGAAGAACGGUCUCCUCUGGCCACACUCGUAAUUGACCUCUACUUGUUGGAUCACACGCCUGGUGUCUGCCAUACUUAUAGUGCUUUCGAUACCCGCCCAGUUGCAUGCUAGCGAGUAUUCAUCAUUCUGCGGAUAUACAUGAAAUCUUCCCAUGUGGAAGGGUUUUUUGCGUCCGUGACUGCCACCUUUUUCCCGGCGCUGACUAAUUUGGAUUUCCGUGAACUGAAGAUCACGCUAGUAUUUGUUGUACAGGUUUACUCAAGAGCUGCCUUUUCCUUCUCAUAGCCUAGAAGUAAAUAUCAAGAAAACGCACUAAAAUCAUCCGGACUGGGGGAAUAAAACAGUUGCACGUACUUUUGUCUUAGCCGAAACCUUCGGCUAUCUCUCUGUGCACGCCUACAUUCCUUCUUGUGGACGUAAUUACCACGCAUCCACUUGCCUUUUCAAUAUGGCAAUUUGUUGAGACCAGCUCCUUCUAGGCCAAUUGGUGCCGUGUUAUACGAUGAUGAUCCAUGCUAAAGCACGUCUGAAGGGCUAUUUACGCACAGAAAGCCGACACAGACGGCGCUCUUUUGGGUUGAUGUUGUGCCCUCGCCGACAGUCGCAUAGCGAAAUAAAAGAGAAGGUAUUACCGAUGAUGGCGGGUUGGACAGCUUCAUGCCCAACCCAAUGACCAAAGAGCCUGCCUUCGAUUCCCAAGUCUGGGGUCCGCCGACUUGUGACGGUUACCAAGCCCGAAAUACCCAUUUUAGUCUCCCUUGUCCUUACUGGUAUCCCUUUCUCUGAAGUGAGAUAGUUCACGCGUAUGUAGACAUCCGUUUCGCGCCAUGGGCAAUUUUUUCAUCACAAAGCAUUCACUUGUCAGUUCGAAGUUACAUGACCCUGACUCUCGAACUCAGGCCAACGCCAAGUCCGCUCCAGGUGCAGUUUGCUAUAUAUACAGGACACGGGUCAUGUCCAGGUUAUAAAAACUACCUCUCCCAACCGUGAGAGCAAUGUUUGUAUGUAUGUGCUCUCUGUCGCUCCCUUGGGGAUGAAUAUCCUCUGGUUUCGCUGCUUCCACUAUACGAAGCGGGGCUGGGGACGACUCGGAGUCGAACCAGACACAAAUGUAAACAAAGACAACUACGGUGCUAAUACGUGUGCCUGCAUGCAGUACGUGUACUCAACAAACGAGAAUCAUCUUUCUGUCGAUACAAGCGACGAUGCGAGUACCAGGAACUAGUCAAUCAAAGAAGUAGAAGCGAUCGCUGGAGCAGGAGCUUUAUUCGCCUGACGUUUCGGAUUCUCGCUCUGAUGAUGGGUUCGGGCAAAAAUCCGAAACGUCAGGCAAAUAAGGCUCUUGUUCCAGCCAUCGCCUCUACUUCUUAUCAAUAAUCUUUCUGUAGGCAAGUGGGUUGGCAGUGCUGCUCUCUCCUGCUGGGUACUUUUUACUAGACACUACUAACUUGGCCAAGUAGCGUUCAUGAGAGAGACCAUCGUGGCGAGCCGAAUGAUUGUUGUAUUAAAGCCCGUGCUAACGCUCGGCAAUAUUUUGCACAGCAAGUGAAGUCAAAUCUGAGAUUCAUGUAAUGGUUUCCUUUUUAUCCCAACGUCAAAGGACUCGUUAAUGUUGAAUUUGUCCUUUGCGGCCCCCAGAGUGAACCAGCAUGACUGUCUCUGCCAGUGCUCAUGCGAUUGUGUGAGGCAGCGAGAACGCGCCUGCCCGCACAGCAUUCAGAAUCAACCAGUUUUUUGGCGAAAAACGGCAUGACAACGGUUCCUCACCCCCCUGUCCUUACUCGCCCGACCUAGCCCCCUGCGACUUCAAGAAUGAAGAAGGCCUUUUCAGGACGUAGAAGAGGUUAAGGAAAAACUUUCUGGACGCACUUAACAGAACUGCUUCAGGAGCAUAUGAGAAAAAUGUUUUGAACAGUGGAACACCUAUUGGGACAGGUGUAUAUCAUCUACUGAGCAGCAUUUCGAGGGAGAUGUCAUCUUGAAUAAAAAAGAAAAUAAAAUGAAUAAUUCUCGUUUCUUGGGACAACGAGUCCGUGGCUCAGUGGUUAGAGGCAUUGAACUUCUAGCUAACAGGUCGCAGGAUCGAGCCCCAGGUGUUCCACACUUCGGGAUUAGAUAUGGCUGGCUGACGACGGCUAAUAAGCCAGAAAUGGUCAUUCCAGUCUCCCUUGUCUUUUUCGGUAAUAGCAUUCAGCCCAUGUCAUGUGCCGCCGUGCGGCUGCUGGUUGGACUCGACAGAGAGAGCUCGGAAGGUUCAACGGGACGAGUGAGUUCCACAAAAACGAUCGGUGAGCCCCCCUCUACCAUAAUAAAAAAAUUAAAUAAAUUAUUCUCCUUUUUAAGGUACCUUUUCUUUGUGUAUGCUAGGUCUUCACUGAAAGAGUUACAAAAUUGCUUGAAGGGAACUCAAAGCUGUCGAAACACUAUCACGUCUGUUGCAAGGCAACAUGAGAACAUUCUAAAAAGGCUAUUUUACCCUCCUGGCAGGCCCCACCUACUCCUAGAGCUCCAGCCCCACCUUCGCCUGCUCACACGCAGUCUCAAGCGCCGUUGCCGCCUCAGACGCCCACUGGCAUGCCUAGGAAACCGUACGCGCCACGCGAUGUUCCCGCGCCCUUGUCCAGAGAACCCUCCGCGGUGGGUGAUGUGCCAGUACUCUCCAAUUCGCGUGGACCAAGGCCCAGUGUUCCGAGUCGAAGCUACAAAGAGCGUGCACAGGUAGAGGUCCCGUUGAUUCGCUUUCCGUCGUAGUAAUGAAGACGCCCUUGGAAAUCUGGCAGAUUUUUUUGUCGGUCUCAAUCCCAGGAACACGUCAGAGGGGGGCUUUUAGUGGAGACGGUUCCCAUUUUGGAGCUCCAACUUUCCCUCCUGUAUUGAUGUCCAUUUCGUGCUUCAUCCACUCAGUUGCAAAUAUGAGUGAAGUGUAGGCAUGUAGUCGACCAUGGUAACUUAGGGGUCCGGCCUGCAACUGCCAUGACUGAGGUCAAACUCGACUGUCACGUCAACUGGCUUUUUAAUCGUCAGUCAGGAGCAGUCUUUUCUCGUGACCCCUCCUCUUCACCCCUCCUCAUCCCCGUCCUCCUCCUCCUCCUCCUCCUCCUCCUCCUCCUCCUCCCGUUCAGUGGAAUUAUUAGUACCUGUACUUGGCACAGCCUUGGUCAUGCCUGAUCUAACUGGCUCCACUAGUGUCGCGGAUCGCACUUUCCCACACGUGACGACCCGUGGCAAUGGAUCCGGGAGGCUUGACGCAUUGUCACCCUCCAGCUGCAAAGAUCUUUUACCGAAGGUCCAAGAACCACUUUCAUGUCUUAAAGAACUGUGUCGAACCGUACUUUGCGUUGGCGACAACGGUAGGAUGUAGGAUUCCACGUAGCUGGCAACUCCGACAUGUACACUAAAAUUCUUGUAACUUCAAACACCCCUUAUUAUUCACUGUUCCUAUUGGUUAAAAUUUUCUGGGUUUUCGGACUGAAUGCGAACUUGCCAUCGGCGAUCUAUUCAAAAUCCGUUAUUUUGAAAAUUUCCUUUUUCAUUUUUUAAGUCUUCGCGCUCGCUUUCUUUGCCAUAUGGCAACAUACAGUAGGACUUUCGGCAGAAAUUUAUUCAUUUUCUGUGUCUUCUUGCAUUCCACCUACCCGUCGCCUGGUGUGUUGCCCCACCCGCGAGAUCCCCUCUACCACCGUUCAACGUUUAACAGGGUUCACAAGCUAGCUGAAGUCAGUUGGGGGUCCUACACCCUACUGUUGUCGCGUUAGCCUCCACUUCGACGUCCGCAGGUUGGCUGCGACACCGGAUCGAGGGCAGCAACACUAAGCACACGCGGCGGACGACGAAGAACGCAUCUUAAGCACUUCAGUCGUCCUUCUUGGAUGUCUCGAUAUAUCCUCGUCAUGUCGCUGACGGUCCCAUCCGAAACAAAGUGCACUGCGCUCCAAGGACAGUGCUCAGACAGCGGUGCUUAAACAUCUCCAGUUUUCGAUCAUAUUCUAGGCUCAGUCCAGUCCAGCAUUCACAACCAUAGAGAAAGACUGACCGGAUGGAUGCGCGGUACACGCAGAUCUUCGCGGUAGCAGUGAUGUUGCGUUGGGUCCAUAGACACUGUCAGAGGAUUGUGAAAAUCCGGUGAGCAGCGUUGCAUCUGGGGGGAGGAUGUUGUCCUUACUGUGUCCAUUCGCCAACAGCCUCGGCUGAGGCAUCUAUCGGCCUUUUCAAGUUAUUGGUCACUUUUACCCGAGGAGUGCCUUCUCCUGGCAAAAGAUGCAGCUCCAAAACACUUUGGUCUGCCCAGUGUUUAUAGGUAAACUAACGGAAUUAGUGACACCAUCCUGCUGCGACUCACCACAGACUGCAGAUCACUAAGGCUUGUGGCCAGCAAGGCAAUAUCGUCAGCCCAAUCGAGAUCCGUCCGCAAGCGUCCCGGUACAAACUGAACACCCCAAAACUGCCUAGGAUCCUUCCUAACAAAGUAUGACAAGACUCGAGCGAAGGGAUAAUAUUCUUACUCCUUAUUCUCUUUCACCAUAUUUAUUUCGGCGCAUUUAAGUAUUGUUUUAUGAGCUCAUACACUGUGUUAUGCCCAAGUAAUCCUGUCUUGGCGCAUACGACCUCUGCUGCUCCAUCAAUCCUGCAUAGGAUACCGUGUGUGCAUGAAUGAGCAGUUUUCUAAAUCCGCAACACGCUUCUCUCCCCCCCCCCUCCCGCCUCCCUAAGCCUGUUGCGCCAAUGAUGCCAGCACCUCCCCCCUGUCCGCCAGUGAACGGUUCAAUGGGCAAUUCUACGGAGCCCUGGGACAGGCGUUUCACCUUUCCCGACAAAAGCACUUUCCCUCCACCUCCGCCGCCUUAUACUGGCCCCAAAACCUACAUUGGGCAUAGACAAGGUGAGUCACUGCUCUGUUUGCCCCCUUUAGGCGGGAUGGUGCCGGUGAUGAUGACCUCUCCGUUUCGGAAGUUAUAUAGCCCGCUUUUCUUCUGUCCAACUACUUUCCCAGAGUGA
Messenger RNA from Spirometra erinaceieuropaei, 14599 nucleotides. The record is from the annotation of a GenBank genome assembly. NCBI's taxonomy places the organism in Eukaryota, Metazoa, Platyhelminthes, Cestoda, Diphyllobothriidea, Diphyllobothriidae.